GAUUAAGUAUUUUAAUACUUGUAAGAACAUGGUUUUAUGUUUAUAGUUUCACAGAGGUUCGUAUAUACAGUAUAUAGCCUUCGAAGGCAAUGAAAAUUCUUGCUGUAAUUUUAUUUUAGUCUUAAAUCCCAUUUUAUUUGUCGUUAUUGUCAUUGUGUGGUCAUGAAAAAAGCAAUUACCAUUAGUCAUAUCGUUCUUUCAUUAUGGACAAAACUGCGAAAGCUGAAAAUCAAUCUGAGACAAACACAAGACAAAAAUGGAUUUAAUCUUUAUUCUAAGCUAUUUUGGGCUACGAUGCCUUUGUCUCUUUUGUGGACAAAUCAACAAUGAUGUCUGUCACUGUUACUUGUCACUAUUGUGAUUUGUGUCUACAAAAACUCAUAGACCUAUAUAGUAAAAACUGGCGCCAAAAUUGUUCCAGUAGCAAGUGUAACAAUAGUGCUAAACAUUAUUAAUAUGAACAUUAUUAAUAACAAGAAUUUAUAACACAAUAAAGGUUAAAAGUAAUUAUUAAAUAUAUAAAAAAGUAUGGAUUUCAAAGUUAAAAGAAAAUCUACCAAAACUCCAGCAACAGGUAAUCAAUUCGAACUCUAUCCACAUGACUUACAAUUGUACAAAAUUCCACCGGUUGAAAACAUCACUUUACAAGAAUUUGAAACAUUAGCUCUGGAGCGUGUAAAUUUGUUAAGAACGUUGUCUACAGCUACAACUCUUCGAGGGUUGCGUUUAAAUUCAGAAGAAUUUGUGGAAUUCGUACUAAACGAUUUACGAGCACAGGGUUUGAAAUAUUAUGCUAAAUUGUGUGAGAAAUCGGGUUGUGGAUCUACUAAAGCAGAUUUUGAAGCCCGAAGAAAAGAUCACAUUGCUCAUUUUAUACUCCGACUUGCUUAUUGUCGGACUGAAGAGUUGCGACGUUGGUUCAUCGCAAGGGAAUUGGAACUAUUCAAAAUGAGAUUUGCUGUCAUGAGAGGCGAAGCGGUAGAGGUAUUCUUUAAACUAAACAAUCUAUGUUACACUACUAUUUCUGAAGAUGAAAAAAACGAAGUAAUACAAAACUUAAUAGAAUCUACACCCUACUCUAAAAUAGACAAUAUGAAAUUCUAUAAGGUUAAAUUCUUUGAAGUUCUAGAUUUGGUUAAAGCAAGAAAAGUAUUUCUUAAUGAUGGAUACGCUUAUAUACCUCACAGAGAUUUCAUAUCAGUUCUUGCAGCACAGUAUCGAACACAUUUAAAACAAAAUUUGGCCAAAGCUUGCCAUCAUCUGUGUGAAAUUGAACAAGAUGAACGACUUGUUUGUUUGUUAAAAGGCUUACAUCAAUCUUAUUCAGGUAAUGAUUAUUCUGAAACUAAAGCUGUGAUACCCAUAGAAAGCUUGGACUCUAUUUCAACCAAGUCAUUUCCUCUGUGUAUGAGGCAACUUCAUGAACAAUUAAGAAUUGCCCAUCACUUAAAACAUGGGGGCAGGUUACAGUAUGGCUUGUUCUUAAAAGGUAUUGGUGUGACACUGGAAGACUCUUUAAGGUUUUGGAGGGAAGAAUUCAUUAAGAUUAUGGAUUUGGAUAAAUUUGAAAAGCAAUAUGCUUAUAAUGUUAGAUACAAUUAUGGAAAAGAAGGAAGCAAAAGGAAUUAUUCACCAUUCAGUUGUCUGAAGAUUAUAAAUACCAAUGUUGGUCCUGGAGAUUGUCAUGGAUGUCCAUUCAGACACUGUGAUACUGGUGUUCUAAAGAAUAAACUUAUUGGCUAUGGUUUUAGUCAUCAAGUUGUUUCUGAUAUAGUGGAGUUGAGCAAGAAAACACAUUUCCAAAUUGCCUGCAGUAAAUAUUUUGAUGCCAUCCACAAUGCAGAUGUUGGUUUAGGUAUCAAUCAUCCUAAUCAGUUCUUUGAGGAGAGUCAGAAAAUAUUGAAAGGAGAAUUGAAAGUACAACCCAAGAAAGAAAAUCUUGUGAAGAAAGAUAUUGUUGACAGCAUAGAUGCUAUGGAUUUUGAUGAGCCACUGGAAUGAUCUAACACAACAGAAAUAAAACUUAUUUCAUAUUGCAA
Bombyx mori (domestic silkworm) is the source of this 2039-nucleotide messenger RNA. Its product is annotated as DNA primase large subunit. Bases 529 to 2001 code for a protein of 490 amino acids. The transcript has 2 exons. The record is from RefSeq and is a predicted model, not a curated record. Gene Ontology annotation, biological process: DNA replication, synthesis of primer; DNA replication initiation. Gene Ontology annotation, cellular component: alpha DNA polymerase:primase complex. Lineage: Eukaryota; Metazoa; Arthropoda; Insecta; Lepidoptera; Bombycidae.